UGUCGUUCUGAAGCACGCGACGCCAAGAACUCCGAGCUCUGCUUCCCAGCACUGCACUCUGUUCUCGAUUCCUUCAACGUGAUUAUUCGUAUGAUAAUAUAUAGCUUCCAGAAACCGAAAAUUUAACACAAAUCUAAAAUAUACUCAUUGGUUGCUUCUAUAGUUUUCUUGUAACCUUUCUGGUUUUAGAUAUAGAGUUGCAUACAUAUGUAGUACCCGAAAUGAAAAUAAAUGUGCUUUGCCUUUCCCUUUUGAUUGGCAUUUUCUCUUUGAUUUCUCUUACCAAAUCAUCUUCUUCUCCUUCUGCUUCCCUCCGCGGCAUCCCUCCUCAAGAUGAGGAUUACUUCAAAACGGAUAAAAUAAACCGCAAAUAUGGAUCCAAGAAGUUUACUAGAGCUCAAUUGAAUGAUGAUUUCUGUGAUUGUCCUGAUGGGACUGACGAGCCAGGAACAUCUGCAUGUCCACAAGGAAAGUUCUACUGUCUAAAUGUUGGACAUACUCCUACUUAUUUACCUUCCUCUAGGGUGAACGAUGGCAUAUGUGAUUGCUGUGAUGGGAGUGAUGAAUAUGAUGGUAAAGUGAAUUGUUCAAAUACAUGCUGGAAGGCUGGCAAAGUGACCAGGGACAAGUUGCAGAAAAAGAUUGACAUGUAUAAACAAGGUAUCACCUUACGGAAAAAGGAAAUUGAACAAGCGAAACAAGCACUAACCAAAGAUACAACUGAACUGUCGAAGCUGAAACAUGAGAAGAAAACUCUUGAAGUGAUUUUUAAACAGCUCAAAGUUCAAAAGUUGCAAAUUGAGAAACUGAAGGAAACAGAAUGCUUGGAGAAAGAAAAAGAAGACAAGAUGAAACUACUUUCUGAGGAUAAAGAUGACCAGAAGAUUGAGAAAGAUGAACAUGAAAAUGUUGAGGGAUUGCCGAAGGAUGGAUCUGAAAGUACUGAGGGGUUGUCAAAAGAAGAGCUGGGUCGCCUUGUUGCUUCACGUUGGACUGGUGAAAAAACUGGACACCUGGCAGAUGAAGUUGGUACUGCUAAAACUAACCAGGGAGGCAGCAGUGAGACUCUAGAGAGUACUAACGAUGGAAUAUAUGAUAACCAUAAUGACAAGAAAUCAUAUGGUUCCAAUUCCUUGCAUAAGUCUCACUUAGAAGAGCAAAAAGAUUUAUCUGAGAUGACCACUUUGAGCACCUCAUCAUGGUUCAGAAAGAUAAAGGAUACCGUACGAAAUAUAUUUCAAUUGGUUAAGUUUUCUCCACCUUCUGUAGAUAAACUAGACGCAGAUCAUGUUCAGAAGGAGUAUGAUGAUGCCACUACAAGGUUGUCUGACGUAGAGGCAAGGAUAUCAAGUUUGACAGAAAAGUUAAAACAUGACUUUGGUACACAGAAGGAAUUCUAUUUGUUCUAUGAUCAAUGCUUUGAGAUCAAACAGGACAAGUAUGUGUAUAAAGUUUGCCCAUUUAAAGAAGCAUCUCAGGAGGAGGGCUACCGUACAACCCAACUAGGGGAGUGGCAGAAAUUUGAAAACUCAUAUCACACUAUGCUGUUUUCAAAUGGUGAGAGAUGCUGGAAUGGACCUGAUAGGAGUUUGAAGGUCAAACUUAGGUGUGGACUGAAAACAGAGCUGACUGAAGUGGAUGAGCCAAGCCGCUGCGAGUAUAAAGCUGUGAUGACAACAUCUGUCGUUUGUCUGAAAGAAAGACUUGAGGAAUUCAAACAUAAAUUAGAAGCUAUGCAUGAAGAACAACCAGAUGGCCAUGAUGAGUUGUAGGCUAUCGAUAUCAAUAUGCAAAUGCUCCAGGGCCUUUGACUGUCUCUGACAUAUUUUUUCAAUUCAGCUUAUUCUUACAUGCGGCCAAGGAACUCAUCUGAUAUUUUUCUUCACCGAGUUGUAAUACAUGUAUUGUUAAGAACUCUCACAAGAAAAUUAAUGGGGGUUCGAUCAUUUUUCGACACCAAAUACCUUUAGUCAUUAUAUAAUGGUUUUGAAUUCCAGGAGGCAUGGAAUAUGUGCUUGAUUUCAUAUUGCUUGUGCAUAAAUCGUUGCCUAGAGUUGGAGAUUCAUGGUAUGAGCUCCACAUGCCACUAAGUGGACCUCAAUUAUUGAAACUUUUAUUCUGCUUCACUUAAACGCAUUUAAGCUUUGCCGAUCC
Messenger RNA from Jatropha curcas, 2154 nucleotides. Lineage: Eukaryota; Viridiplantae; Streptophyta; Magnoliopsida; Malpighiales; Euphorbiaceae. The record is from RefSeq and is a predicted model, not a curated record.